Molecule: messenger RNA, 1119 nt
Organism: Mesocestoides corti
Lineage: Eukaryota; Metazoa; Platyhelminthes; Cestoda; Cyclophyllidea; Mesocestoididae
Source: the annotation of a GenBank genome assembly
AUGGCUGCGAGGGCGAUAGAACCCGCUGCUGAGAAAAGAUCUUACAAGGUUGCAUUGAUUACCGGGAUUACAGGACAGGUAAACAAGUUUUAUCGUCACUUCUUUGCUUGUAGGAUGGAUCAUACCUUGCAGAACUCCUGCUAUCAAAAGGUUCAUGGCAUUAUACGUCGGUCCAGUUCUUUUAAUACACAUAGAGUGAAUCAUUUGUAUCAGGAUCCAGUGGAGUAUGGAGAUAAACAAACAUUCUUUCUACAUUAUGGCGAUAUGACAGAUAGCUCUAACCUUUCUCAUCUGAUGUCGAAAAUAAGACCAGAUGAAGUGUACAACCUUGCAGCCCAGUCUCACGUCCAAGUGUCCUUCGAAUUAAGUGAAUAUACAGGUGAUGUCGUUGGCAUUGGCACCACCCGCCUUCUUGAAGCUAUAAGGUCAGCUGGGUUGGAGAAGACAGUUAGGUUCUACCAAGCCUCAACUAGUGAACUUUAUGGAAAAGUAAUGGAAAUUCCCCAAACUGAAAAGACGCCAUUCUAUCCGCGUUCCCCUUACAGUGCUGCAAAGUUGUACGCUUACUGGAUUGUUGUUAAUUACCGCGAAUCGUACAACAUGUUUGCUUGUAACGGAAUUCUGUUUAACCAUGAAAGCCCUCGACGCGGGGAGACCUUCGUUACUCGAAAAAUCACCAGGGCUGUCGCACGCAUCAAGCACGGGAAACAGCAAUUAGUAGAAUUGGGCAACUUGAACGCUGAACGCGAUUGGGGCUAUGCAGAAGAUUACGUUUACGCCAUGUGGCUAAUGUUGCAGCAGGAGAAGCCGAUGGACCUCGUUAUUUCUUCAGGAGAAAAGCACAGUGUUCGCGAGUUCGCUACAAAGGCAUUCGCUCGUGCUGGCAUUGAUAUAGUGUGGGAGGGUCAAGGACUUAACGAGGUUGGAAGAGAUAAAGCUACGGGAAUAAUCCGAGUGCGCGUCAACCCCACAUACUUCAGACCUACAGAAGUGGAGCUUCUAAUCGGAGACUGUUCGAAGGCGCAGAGAGAACUCAAAUGGGUUAGGAAGACGGAUUUUGAUUCUCUAGUCAACUUAAUGGUGGAUGCUGAUAUGGCGCUGGUUAUGAAAUCAAAGUGA